AUGGACGACUCAGAACUCUACGACGAACGCGCUGAGGAGCUGGACACACUGCAGAGCAUCUACCCAGAGCUUACAAAACAUGCGACCAUUCCACACUCGGCAUCGUUGCAGCUCCUUGUAGCGCCUUCGAAACCUCUGCCCAUUACCUUUGAGCCAGGACUGGAUGUAGAGCGUCUGUCGUACCUGCCUUCUCUCCGCAUCGACAUGGCCCUCCCAACCGCAUACCCCGCCGAAGCCCCGCCUACAGUCACACUCUCGACUUCGCCGCCAUGGCUGCCUUCACAUGUCCUGCAGAGUCUCACAGAGGAGGCGACGUCUUUAUGGGAAGAAUAUGGGCGCGGGACUAUACUGUACUCGUACAUCAGCUCCCUGCAAGAGCAGGCCGAGUCGGCGUUUGCCCUUGAGGACCUCACGCUUCCCUCGGACUUGCGACAACAUCUUGUGGCCUAUAGCAAGCAAAUGAAGCGUGAACUGUUCGACAAGGAGACUUUUGACUGUGGGGUAUGCUUGGAGCCGAAGAAGGGCUCGGUGUGCUACCGAAUGCAGCGCUGCAGUCAUGUCUUUUGCGUAGUCUGCCUACAGGACUAUUACAACAACUGCAUCAAGGAAGGCGAUGUCAACAACGUCAAAUGUAUGUCGACAGAAUGCGGCAAGCCUGUUGGAAGCAAGCGAAAGAAGGAUCGAUUGCUGUCUCCAAAGGAGUUGCUGCAGAUCCCACUGGCUCGCGAUACGGUUGAACGCUUCGUCAAGAUCAAGCGGAAGAAGAAGAUCGAGUCCGAUCCAACCAUCGUAUAUUGUCCGCGAUCGUGGUGUCAAGGUCCCAUGCGAACGGACAAGUAUCCAAAGCCUACUACAGACAUAGCAGACAUGGACGAGUCGGACUCCGAAGCCGAUGAAGAUACUCCAGUGCUGCAGCAUGAAGAUGCAAAAGAUCACGAGAAGCGCCCUGCCGGGACCAAAGGCAUGGACCGCCUAGCUCAGUGUGAAGACUGUACUUUCUCGUUUUGCAAGAUAUGUCUGGCUUCAUGGCAUGGAGACUUCGUUCGCUGCGAAGCGAGAGACAAGACGGAGCUCACUGAAGACGACCAGGCCUCGCUCAACUUCAUAGCGAACAACACUUCGCCAUGUCCCACUUGCUCAGUCCCCUGCCAAAAGUCGUAUGGGUGCAACCAUAUGACAUGCAUGAACUGCAAAACACAUUUUUGUUAUCUAUGCGGCGCUUGGCUGAACCCGGAUCAUCCUUAUGCCCACUUCAACGACAAGAAGAACAAGCAUUGCUUCCUGCGCCUCAUGGACGGUGCAGAGGGUGAUGAAGAUGGUGUACAAUUUGGUGGCGCUCGUGGUGCCGCACAUAUUGCCGAGUUCUGGGAAAACGAGGCCAUGCGGAUCCAACUAGAACUAGACGCCGAGGCCGCGGCGGCGCAGUGA
Messenger RNA from Parastagonospora nodorum SN15, 1428 nucleotides. RefSeq lists its product as hypothetical. Lineage: Eukaryota; Fungi; Ascomycota; Dothideomycetes; Pleosporales; Phaeosphaeriaceae. Gene Ontology annotation, biological process: ubiquitin-dependent protein catabolic process; positive regulation of proteasomal ubiquitin-dependent protein catabolic process; protein polyubiquitination. The record is from RefSeq and is a predicted model, not a curated record. The transcript has a single exon. Gene Ontology annotation, molecular function: ubiquitin protein ligase activity; zinc ion binding; ubiquitin conjugating enzyme binding. Gene Ontology annotation, cellular component: cytoplasm; ubiquitin ligase complex. Bases 1 to 1428 code for a protein of 475 amino acids.